UUACAACUUAUCUACUUCCAUUCAGCAAAAGUCUCCCAAACUCAGCCGCUCCAAGAUCAAGAAACAAUGCAACUCUCACUUGUUCAAGUCCCUUCAGUGUCCUCCUCCUACUUGAGAUCUCACUACUCAACGAUCCCUACUCUCUCCAGCUCCAGCUCCAACCCGUCUUGUUUACUUCUUCAGAAGUCCAUCUUUCCUGGAACCAAGUUAACCCGCCAUCUAAUUUUUCGUUAUCGGAAGAAGAAAACCUCAAAUGGGUCUCCUCCUCGUGCUUCCUUGCUUGAGACCCCUGUCUUAUGGGCUGGUCGAAUUUGUGUCUUCUACGCUCUCGUGAAAGCUGGUUUUGCUGGAUCCAAGUCUAACCCUAUCGUUUCUGGUUUGGACAGCGGUGGUGUUGAUGUUGAAGAUGAUGGCGCUGAUCUUGGUUUUUCAAAAUGGCUUCAGAACAUUAAGGGCAACAAACCAGAAAAGGAUGCAGCUGAUAAGAGGAAGCUAGUGAGCAAAUGGCACCCGACAACAAAAGGAACACUUAGAAGGAACUACAGGGUACCUUCCAAAGGUGAAGGGAACCGCCUGCUUAAAGCCAUUGCGUCGCUUCUCUCAGAUGAUGAUCAUUUUAGAGAUGCUACAGCUCACAAGGGUUGUCAAAUACGGAGGGAGAGUGCGCAUGGUCAGAGCGUGUGUUGCAACAAUGUGAGAGCUCUGUUUGAUGAGUUACCAACUCCUCAUUUGGUGGUGGAGAUCACACCUUUUCCUGCUGGACCCCUUGCAGAGAAUGAUUACCUCAAGGCCGAGAAGCUGGAAAAGAUUCUUAGGUCAGGCCCCAACAUUUGAACCCUCUGGCACUCGAGAGAUAGUGUUCUACUUACUAUGUGUCAAAAAUCUAGAAUCUGUACAUACUCUACGAUGUCGUCUUAUUUUGCAGACGUUCAAAUGUUUAGACUCUAUGAAAGUUUUAGUUUCUUGUGAAAAAUGGAGUUGCAGGUGA
Messenger RNA from Camelina sativa (false flax), 988 nucleotides. RefSeq lists its product as uncharacterized. NCBI's taxonomy places the organism in Eukaryota, Viridiplantae, Streptophyta, Magnoliopsida, Brassicales, Brassicaceae. Gene Ontology annotation, cellular component: chloroplast envelope. The record is from RefSeq and is a predicted model, not a curated record.